Nomia melanderi (Alkali bee) is the source of this 3096-nucleotide messenger RNA. The record is from RefSeq and is a predicted model, not a curated record. Lineage: Eukaryota; Metazoa; Arthropoda; Insecta; Hymenoptera; Halictidae.
AUCAGUCCCGUUUCCAGCAUAACAUUCACAGGAUUCUUUGUAUAAGAUAUAAGUCUAACGAUAGAAGAAUUCUUCUUUUUUACCCAUGGUCCGAUGAAAAUAAUUUUCGACUUACACUUGUCAUAUUAAAAAUAUAAAACAUGUAUAUGCGAAAACAUCUUUCGUUGAUGUAACGUGUAGAAUCAAUCCUCCAAAGAUAUUCCACAGAAAUACACGUGAGUUAUGAAACCGUCUUUACAUUCAGUUGAGACAGAAAAGUCGUUGAUGGUUGAGUACCACUGACUUUUAAAGAGAAACAAGAAGAAUCGAAUACGUUCCGGUUCUCUUGAUUCAUUUCCAAAUUACGCUUGUCAUAGAUACGAAAGACCAGAAAUUUGCGAAUAGGUUAAUUGUAAUUCCAUAUAGAAAAGCGUUUUCGUAAUUGGAAUUGAGUUCUUGUUCGAUAUUGUGAAAACUAUCAACUACGAUGGAGGAGUUGACGAGACAUUUAUCUAAAAUAAGGAUACCACAAAAGCACGAUAAAAUAUAUAAGGACGAGUGUGUUUAUUCUUUCGACACUCCAGAUAGUCCUACUGGGUUAUAUGUGAAUCUUACUACCUUUUUGGGAUUAGGUCAGGAUCAUAUACAACGUUAUUAUCUCUUAACAAAAAAUCCUGUAUUUUUACAUGUCAAACGAACUAAAAAGGAGAUACCGUCAGAACUUCAAGGAGAUGGACCUGAGAAAAAAAUUACGAGAUUGGCUAUAGGAACAUCCGAUGGAUUUACACCAGAUCAACAGAAAUAUAUUUAUCAUCACUCUUAUCAAAUUGUUAUUCUACCAAACUUUAUAACAAUACCUUAUCCCACAGAUAAUUUACCAGAACAGGUUGAGCAAGCCAUUAAAUGUAUAUUAGAAGCUGAAUCCGCAACCAAAUUGGCUGAAGUGGAAGCACUGUCUGGAACUUGGGAUGGAGAAAUAAAAGCAGUUUCAAAGCAUGCCACAAAUCUGAAACAAUUAGACAAUGGAAAAAAAAUACCACCAGGUGGAUGGAAAUGCGAGAAAUGUCAUCUCACUCAAAAUCUAUGGCUUAACUUAACCGAUGGCAGAAUUCUUUGCGGACGUAAAUUUUAUGAUGGAACAGGUGGAAACGAUCAUGCCCUUGAACAUUAUACGGCUACCGGUUAUCCUUUGGCUGUAAAAUUAGGAACUAUAACUAAGGAAGGCAAAGCGGAUGUGUAUUCUUAUGAUGAAGACGAUAUGGUCGAAGAUCCGCAUUUAGUGCAACAUUUAGCUCACUGGGGAAUUAAUAUUACUCAAAUGGAGAAAACUGACAAAUCCAUGGUAGAGCUUGAACUAGAUCUUAAUCAAAAGUUUGGUGAAUGGGUUGCACUCCAAGAAGCAGCUAGUAAAUUAACACCUUUGUAUGGACCUGGAUACACUGGACUUGCAAAUUUGGGAAAUUCUUGUUACUUAAAUAGUGUUAUGCAAAUGUUAUUUGUGAUUCCAGAUUUUGUUAAAAGAUUCGUAGACGAUGCACCACAGAUAUUUCAACAAAGUUACACUGAUCCAGCAAAUGAUUUUAAUGUUCAAAUGGCUAAGCUCGGAAUUGGUUUACUUUCUGGUAAAUAUUCACUACCACCAAGUACAAAUAAUGAAGAUGAAUCGCGCCAGGGUAUUCCACCUCGGAUGUUUAAGACACUAGUUAGUCGUGGACAUCCAGUGUUUUCUUCGAAUCGGCAGCAAGAUGCGCAAGAGUUCAUUCUCCAUAUAAUAAAUGUCAUAGAUCGUCACAGUCGCCAUCAAACGAAUCCCACCGACUGUUUCAAAUUCAAAGUCGAGGAAAGGUACCAGUGCAGUAGUUCCAACAGAGUAAAAUACACUUAUCGACCGGAAUAUCUGGAAGCAAUUAUUCCAGCCGAAAUAGUGGAACAAUUUUAUAGUUCAGCCCUGAAUAGAAAAACAACAGCGCUAAAGACAACCAGACUUGCUACCUUCCCGGAUUAUUUAUUAAUACAUUUAAAAAAGUUUACGGUGAAAGAAGACUGGACGCCGAUCAAGUUGGAUGUAGCUAUUGAAAUGCCAGACCUGCUGGAUUUGAGUUCUCUUCGGGGUCACGGCUUACAACCCCUCGAGGAAGUAUUGCCAGAAACAUCUGGUUUCCAGUCUCCGUUACCAGUUUAUGAUUUCGAUAUAUUAAAUCAAUUAACAGACAUGGGAUUCCCUCUAGAAGCUUGCAAAAGAGCUCUCUAUUUCACAGAAAACCGUGGCUCAGAAGCAGCAACUACCUGGUUAAUGGAGCACAUCGCAGAUUCGGAUUUUGCGGAUCCUUUUGUACCACCUGGAUUUGAUGCAAAACCAAAAAAGGAUAAGUUCAUGGUUAACGAAGAUGCCGUAACAAUGGUCAUGGGAAUGGGUUUUACGAGAGAACAAGCGAUAAAAGCACUUAAGGCGACGGAUAAUAAUUUAGAACGAGCAGCGGAUUGGAUUUUUAGUCACCAAGCUGAGUUAGAUGCUUUGGACGUUGACGAUGAGCAGGGACAUUCCGAAGAGACGUUUAGGGACGGAAAUGACCAAUUUAAACUAGUGGGCUUUUUAUCACAUAUGGGACCUGCAACAACGGUAGGGCAUUACGUGUGUCACCUGUUAAAAGAUGAUCGAUGGGUAAUAUAUAAUGACGAUAAAGUUGCAUUGUCUGAAAAUCCACCAAAAGAAUUAGGAUACAUAUAUCUAUAUCAACGCAUCGAUUAGAUUAUACAAUUGUUUUGUAUAAAAGAAAAAUGUAUUCUAUUACACUUUAACAGUAAAAACUAACAAGCAGAAAUUUUUCAUUUUACAAUUAAUAUGGAAUUCACUUAAAAUGGAAUCUUUCUCUGCAAAAAAUAAAUUACCAUGAAGACGUAAAAACGUCGAUUUAUUUUUUAACAAUGGCACCAUCUUACAACGUGUAUAUAGCGUUUCAUAUUCUCUCAAGUCAUAUAUAUAUAUAUAUAUAUAUAUAUAUAUCUGUAACAUUAUUAAAAAAUUUUAAAUGCAUCGUGAUAAACUACAUAGAGAUCGUUUUCAAUAAACUUUAUGAAUCUUAUAUCAGUUCUUGAAUAAAUAUAAUUUGAAUUUUA